Liolophura sinensis is the source of this 2813-nucleotide messenger RNA. RefSeq lists its product as uncharacterized. The record is from RefSeq and is a predicted model, not a curated record. The transcript has 14 exons. Lineage: Eukaryota; Metazoa; Mollusca; Polyplacophora; Chitonida; Chitonidae. Bases 157 to 2706 code for a protein of 849 amino acids.
AAAGAUUCAGAAACAUGACAGAUGAAUGAGCUCAUCGUUGUACAUGUGAUAAUAUACUGGCAAAAUGUCGUUGGCUGUGUCCAUGGCUGAGCUCCAACCCACGGGGCCUUGGUUACAGUUAAUGUGCACACAGCCAGGCACCUGACAUGAUUUGUCAUGGAUAAGUGUGGAGGUGAGCAGGAGUACACGUCUCUGGUCUGUUGGGGUAGUGGAGAGUUUGGUCAGCAUUCCCACGGACACGGAGAAGAUGUGGGGUUUGGGGCAGGCACUGUCCAGCAGUUCCUCUCAGCUGAUUGGUCAGAUCAAGUCAGGCUAACAGCCUGUGGAGCCAGUCAUACCGUCGCUGUUACAAAUUCCAAUGAUUUGUACGUCUGGGGAAAUGGUAACAGCGGGCAAUUGGGUUGUGGUUCUUCGGGGACAAAAUGGAAGCCACAGAAAGUUGAUCUCUCCUCGCUGAGCCCCUCACCCCUCCACAUCGAGGGCAUUUCCUGUGGGGGUCGCCAUACCGUGAUCUGGACGAAAGACGGCAGUGCUAUCGGGUUUGGAAACAAUAUUUAUGCUCAGCUAGGACAUACUAGUGAUGAUCAAAAGAAAGAAAAUCAGUGGACACCACACCUUCUAGACUUCCUCCCUAAGACUGUAAGACAGGUAGCCUGUGGGGACAAGCACACAGUCUUCCUCCUGGAAGGGGGAAAGGUUGCAUGUCUUGGGAAUAACCACCAUGGUCAGAUUGGGAGCCAUGAACAGAAAGAGGCAACCUUGCCAAGAUUUGUGGAUUUGAAUGAGCCAAUCAAACAAGUAGCAUCUGGAGCCAAUCACAGUCUUGCUCUUACUGUGUCCGGAGAACUGUAUGUGUGGGGCUAUGGCAAGGCUUGUCAUGGCAACUCUGCUAAGGACAUCUUACAACCUGAAAAGUUAACAGUUUCUUCCCCUGUCCACCAGGUGGCUGCUGGAAGUACUCACUGUCUGCUAGUAACAGUUUCAGGUGAUGUGUUCAGCUGGGGAGAUGGCAGUGACGGACAGCUCGGACAUGGGGAGGCAGUCAGUUCGCUAUUCAAGCCCACACUUCUCACAUGUGACAGACUGAAGGGGUGUGUUGUGGGUGUGGCCUGUGGAGAAUCCCUGUCAGCUGCCAUAACAGAUGGAGCAGAGCUGUUUCUGUGGGGUAGGAACAGCCACACCAUCCAGCCAGACCUCCCCUCAUCAUAUAAGCUGUUUGAACCUGUCUCUGUUAGCGGGCAUGGAAUAUGUGUGAGGUCAGUCGCUUGUGGAGCGUGGCAUGCCAGUGCCAUUGUAACUAUACCAGAGUCAGAGAUCACAGCAAGUGUUGAGAAGGUUGCUGAAAAAGAAGAAAGUUUGAUACGAUCUGAUAAUGAUGCCAAGAUGGAGAUCAGCAGCUGUGAGACCCAGAUUGGUGAUCUUUCUGAAAAGAGAGCAGAGGAAACAAUCCAAGAAACAACCAGAGUACCACAGACAAGGGAGGACUGGGAUGAAACCCACAGGGAAGAAGUCAUUUCACAGAGUCCAAGAGGAAUGUUUGAUUUUUCAAAACAGAUCAAGCUGCCUUGUUUACCACAGUUGGAAGGAUCUAAACGACCAGUAUUACCCAAGCGUCAUAUGAUUGUGCCCAGCACUGCUUCACACAUGGCUAACAGUGCUGACGAAGAAGCAAGCAGAGCAUUUCCUCAUUUGGGGCAGGGGCGCAAUGUACCAAUGGAGAAAGCAUUCCCUAUGGGCCACAAAUAUAACCAAGGAAAAGUACAAGAUGACAAUAAAAAUAAUUGUGAAACCUCAGAGGGUAUGAGUUUUAAAGCUGUACCUGCCAUAACAAGCUUUCCAAAAAUGGCUGGGAAAGAUUCUCCACUCAGAAGGUCUAAAACUUUGUACACUGAAGGACAGAAUUCUGCCCUUACAAACAGUUCAAGAUCUCUGUUCCCAGGCCCUGAGCCAUACUCAGUCCAUGUGAGCAGGUCUACUGCUGCCAAGUUUGCACUGCCCAAAGAGAGCACUUUUGUGUCCAAUAAAACUGUUGGGUUUGUUCCGUUAGAGCACCUUGCAGAAAGUGUAACUUGGCGCCGUGACUCGGACACGGACAGAGACAGCUUCUCCUGGAUUAACAGACAUAACUCAACUAAUGUCCAGUCAAAUUAUAUACACAAGGGUCAUUUUCCUACCAGACAGUCUAGAUUCUCAAGUGCCAAGAAGUUUGCUCCUGCUAAAAAUGUGCAUGGCUUUUCACGACAUCACACUACCCUAGGGGUAAAAAAUGGAGAAGAGAUGAACUAUGUGAGAAAUCAGCGCCUAAAACUGUCUGGAGGGUCUCCGGAUCAUCCUAGCUCCCCUGAUAGAAGGUCCACGCACUUUUGGGACAACAAACGUGAAUCACCAGACCCCCUAGCCAGUCUGAACUCUCCCUGGAAAGGUUUCACAAGGCAACAAAUUGCAAACAGGGAAUGGGACAGAAACGCUUACUGGAAGUGGCACACCGUCCCAGAUCUCAAGCCGCUGGACCGUAAUAUGCGCAACGUAAAUAAUCUCAAAUCGGGCUAUAAAAGUGUAAGCAACGCGCGUCGUAAAAAGAAAAUGGAAUUGCCACAGAAAUCAACAUUGUUUGAGAACUUUGCUAACGAAGAUGGAUCAAAACUAGGUGCAGCGUUGGCAGCCCGACAACAGUCAUUCAUUCUCCUCUCAAGCACCCAACAUUAAGUUUCAGUAUUAACAUAUUGUCGAAUGAGUAUAUGCAAAAAUGGCAAAGCACCGUCAACCCCGUUAUCACAAGUAAACAUUAUAUUAGGGUGACAUUGAUUAAGAAA